Messenger RNA from Vigna angularis (adzuki bean), 1260 nucleotides. Its product is annotated as protein NSP-INTERACTING KINASE 1-like. NCBI's taxonomy places the organism in Eukaryota, Viridiplantae, Streptophyta, Magnoliopsida, Fabales, Fabaceae. Gene Ontology annotation, molecular function: ATP binding. Bases 444 to 974 code for a protein of 176 amino acids. The transcript has 6 exons. The record is from RefSeq and is a predicted model, not a curated record.
UUUUUGAGGAGCUCUCCGAUGGUGUUUUUAAGGAGCUUGUGAUUCGCACAACCUUCGUGUCUUGCCAUUUCCAUCUCCCAAUCUUCGUGUCUCACCGUUUCCAUUUUCACCGUCUUUCGCGUCUCGACUUCUCCAUUCUCACAGUCCUUCUUCACUUCAAAAUUCCUAAUUCCCUUGUCUUUCCCUGCUUCAAAUCCCUAAUUCUGAAAACCCAAGCAUCAUUAGGAGCUCGCCGAUGUUGCGAUUGGCGCUUUUUAGGAGCUUGCGAGUUGCACAAGGUGGAAUCAGACGUUGACCGGAGCCACCUCCUUCUUCACGACCUCCUUGACGGUGUUAACAACUUCUUCAUAGGGAAGAUUCCUCUGGGACACUUGAGAAGCCUCCAAUACUUGAGGCUCAAUAAUAACACUCUUGUUGGUGAAUGCCCAAAGUCUCUGGCUAACAUGACCCAACACAAUUUUCUUUUAUAUUUCCAGUUUGGAGGUGUUAUUUGGUGGAGACACAAGCACAAUCAACAAGCAUUCUUCGAUAUUAAAGAAGUCUACCUUGGAAACUUGAAGAGGUUUCAAUUCAGAGAACUCCGGAUUUCUACUCACAACUUCAGCAGCAAAAACAUAUUAGGAAAAGGUGGUUUUGGAAAUGUCUACAAAGGAGUUCUCCCUGAUGGUACUCUUGUAGUUGUCAAGAGGCUUAAAGAUGGCAAUGCCAUUAGAGGAGAGAUUCAAUUUCAGACCGAAGUUGAAAUGAUCAGCUUGGCAGUUCUUCUGUUUCUGAAGAGGCAGAGCCAAGUCCCUUUGUUGGUGAGUGGCAAGGUAAAUCUGUUUCCUUCAUGCGAUCCAACGAGCAUGGAAACCAUGAAACACAGAGGAAAUGGGACACUUCAGGUCUUCAUGGCUUGCCUCUCAAAUUUGUUCAAGUUGAUCAAAAUUCCAGGAAUUGGUGGAGAAAGCUUGAUAUCGUACGUGAUAUUAUAGCUGAAGGUCUACAAGGGGAAGAUCAGUUGGAAGCUCUCUUAUACUCAGCUAUCUAUCUCAAGUGGAUAAACACGGGGCAAAUAUCUUGUUUUGAAGAUGGAGGUCACCACCGCCCCAAUAGGCAUGCUAAGAUUUCAAGGCUCAGGGAGGCACUCACUCAUAAUGACAUGGAAUUUUUUAAUUUGUAUGUAUGCUUUUAUGGCAAUAGUAUAACACAUCUUAUUUCAUGCUGUUGUUAAAUUCGUGGAAUUUUAACUUAUGAAAAUAUAUUUUUUUUUCAUUAAGU